CUAUUAUAUAAAGUCAAUAAUAAGUCUUGAGUCUUUGAACGAUCUGCAAUAGAAGCAAAUAUAUUUACUUUAAAAACCAAAAUUUAUUGAUUGAAAAACAAAUUUAAAACCGAAAAAUGUCUUAUCUCAGAUGUGAAAACGUAUUAAUACAAGGACAACAUCAUAUUAAAAUAAAUCUGAUCGAUUUAAAUCAGAUUUUUACGCAACAACAAUUAAUUCAUAUGAUGAGACCACCACAACCGUUCCACCGAUCCGGUGAAGAAAUGAGAAGACACUCAGAUCAACAUCUGCACCUGCGUAUGCUCCACCAGCACGCACCACAAAUCCAACACCAUCCUCACCAAAAUGCACCACAAAUAGUUUGGCAACAACAACAUCUACCCAUACCACAUGGAUAUCCACAACCAUAUCCACAACCACAUCCACAACCACAACCCCAACCAAUUGUGCCCAUGCAGAAUCGACGAAUGUCAUUGCAGUUGCCAAAUAUACUGCAAGAGCAACAGAAAUUGCAAAAACAAGUUACCAAACACCAAGCGCAAAAGAGCGUGGUUAACCAAAGAAAACCACAGAAAACACCCACUAAAAAGUACUGGGAGAAAAAGCCUGAAGUUAUUCAAAACACCGGCCAUUGUGCCGCAAAUCCACAUGCAGUCGCUUCACCACUAAUUGACUACCCACUACUCAACUUCUCCAAGUCCGAGUUUGUAGAGUCUCUACGUCGUUACAUCAUCGCACCACAGCUAUUGCGCACCUAUGGCUUUCCCGUCGAAAGCGCUGUAGAAGAGGGAAAAAUCGUCAUUUAUAAAAAGGUGCCACGUCCCUUCUAUGCAAGGCAUACCAACGGCGACGACAAUGAGGACCCAAUUCGGUUGGAGCGACAAUUCGUGCCGAACAAGAAUGUAAUGGAGAAGCAAUGCGUACGCUGUGAAAGUACCUUCUCGGUCACAAGUGCUGGUGUAUAUGUAACCCGUGAGAAGUGCACCUUCCAUUGGGGUAAAUUGCUAAAAGUUCCUACCAGUUAUAACAAUUACAAAAUGCAAUACGCUUGUUGUGAGGGUAGCAAAGAGUCAGUAGGUUGCACCACAAAUUCAGUGCAUGUGUGGACCGGCGCUGUGCCCGGCAUUAAUGGUCCUUAUGCUGAUUUCAUACACACCCGGCAACAAUCCGACGAACCCAAGGUGUAUGCGCUCGAUUGUGAAAUGAGCUUCACUGGACGUGGAAUGGCUGUCACCAAAGUGACUGUGAUUGGCUUUGAUGGACAGUUGGUUUAUGAACACUUUGUGCGCCCCAUUGCUGAGAUUGUCGACUAUAAUACGCGUUUCUCUGGUGUAAGCGAGAGAGAUGUUUGUAAAUUUUAUAAUAAGGAUGUGAAGACACUCGGAGAGGUGCAGCGUGAUCUGCUGCAAAUAAUCGACGCCAAUACUAUAUUGAUUGGACAUGGUUUGGAGAAUGACUUAAGGGUGCUACGAUUGGUGCAUAAGACAGUUGUGGAUACGUCCAUUGUCUUUCCGCAUACCAACGGUUUUCCUUUCCGCAAUUCUCUUAAACAUUUAACAAAGACAUAUUUGAAUCGCGACAUUCAAUUAGACGGUCAGAGUCACGAUAGUUUAGAGGAUACUCGUGCCUGUUUGGCACUGAUGCUGUUUAAGGUUGCCACCGACAUGCAGCGCUCAUAA
Zeugodacus cucurbitae (melon fly) is the source of this 1679-nucleotide messenger RNA. RefSeq names its product exonuclease GOR-like. NCBI's taxonomy places the organism in Eukaryota, Metazoa, Arthropoda, Insecta, Diptera, Tephritidae. The coding region runs from base 117 to 1679 and encodes 520 amino acids. The transcript is spliced from 2 exons. The record is from RefSeq and is a predicted model, not a curated record. Gene Ontology annotation, molecular function: nucleic acid binding; exonuclease activity. Gene Ontology annotation, cellular component: nucleus.